AUGGCCUCACCGUGGCCACUAAAGGAUGAAUUCAUAAGUAAUAGCGACCGCGACCGCGAUAAAGCACCCUGGCAUCGUCUCGAGAAUCUCCCGGCACCAUUUGCGGAACAAUAUGCCAGACUCAGUCAGCCUUGGCUUCCCGGCUUCUGGAUUCGGUUCCCCUAUCGCGGCCUUGGCAUGUGGCUCUUGGCGUUGCUGGGAACUAUCGCGGCUGUUAUGAUCCUCGUUUAUAGCGAUGGAGUGCCUGUUGAUCAUUGGGAUGAGCGGAUACAGCCUACGGUAUGGCUGGCUUUGACAUCUGCGUUGUCAGGAGCUUUUCUUGCUUGUGCUUUUACUGAGGGAGCGGCCAUUUCUUAUUGGAGAACAGCUGGCAAGCCGGUAACUCUGCAACAAUUACAAGCUGUCUACGGCUCCUCGACUGGCAUCAUACAAGCAGCCGUGAACUUAUUCACCUGGAAGUCGAAGACACUGGGUCUGGCAUCUAUUCUCAUGACACUAUCUGUCCUGCGUGGUCCUCUCAUGCAGCGCGCCUCAUCAACGACGAAUCACUACCAAGCUCAACGAGGAGCCGUGACUUUUCAUAUCGCGAGACAGCUUCCCGAGAACUAUGCGUGCAUUAUGACUGGUCGCACUCAUUCCGCUUCGCUACUCACCAAGAACUUCAGCGACGUCGCCCAAAGCUACAGUCGUCGAUCUGACAUGGCUGUUUUCGAUACUUCCUGCAACAACUGCACCACUGCAGUGGAAGGUUUCGGUUUCGAUGUCAAUUGCACCGACACGACAAAGGAUUUCAAUCUCACAAUUGGCACGGAUAGGGCAAGUAUGUUGAGAGCUAUGGAUGGAGUAUAUUUCUUCCAGGUGAACGUUACGGAGUAUAGUGACUGGGGCGUCAACGACCUGGCCAAUGGGUCAUUCCUACGAUACACGACGCUCUACAAGGACACGGACAAGUGCAAUGGAAAGAUCAAAGUCCAGACGUGUGAUCUUCACGGUGGAAUUACCAAGUUCCCCGUGCGAAUGGAUGGGAAGACAGUCGAGCUUCAGGGAACGUGGAAGGAUGACAAGUUUAUCGAAAGGAAAUACAUGUUGCCCGCUGAUUUGGUCAUGCCAGGCUCAGGAAAUAUCCUAGGAGGCUUUAGCAUGAUUGCAAAAUCGCUCUACGAGUCUCAAGCUUUCAUGCGGUUUACGGGCGCUACUGGCUAUGAUGUCAGCUCAACGGGUUUACCAGCAACCCAGUAUCUCACCAUGAACGGGACAACCCCGGGAUGCGGAGACCGGUGGGAAAACCCGAUGGACGACAUCAUCGAACUCACCCGCGACAUCGGCUUCCGAGCAAGUCUGCAGUACGCCAAGUACAACAUGACAGACAAGCAAAAAGUCGAGUACGACAGCGGCACGACGACGCUAGUAUACGUGACGAAUUACGACAAGAUGUGGAUCGCGAUUGCAGUCUCGCUGGUUGGUAUUUUCGCCGUCCUUCCAACUUUCUGGGGCUGGUGGGAGCUCGGCCGAGAUGUCAGUCUUAACCCGCUCGAGAUUGCGAAUGCGUUUGGAACUGUUGGGCAGGAAUCGCAUAUUAUGAGAAACGUUGACCCGAAUCAAAACGUUGGAGGAAUUGUGAACGCGGUUAAUGAUAUUGGGCCUGUCAGAUACGGUGCAUGGGAGAUGAGCGAUGGUGUUGUCAGACUUGGGUUUGCGGGGGCUGGCUUAGUGAGGAAUCCGUCCAAGGGAGAGAGAUUUAAUUAUUAG
Molecule: messenger RNA, 1749 nt
Organism: Fusarium subglutinans
Lineage: Eukaryota; Fungi; Ascomycota; Sordariomycetes; Hypocreales; Nectriaceae
Exons: 4
Coding region: 1-1749 (582 amino acids)
Source: RefSeq, a predicted model, not a curated record